Molecule: messenger RNA, 699 nt
Organism: Diceros bicornis minor
Lineage: Eukaryota; Metazoa; Chordata; Mammalia; Perissodactyla; Rhinocerotidae
Gene: CLRN2
Product: clarin 2
Exons: 3
Coding region: 1-699 (232 amino acids)
Source: RefSeq, a predicted model, not a curated record
AUGCCUGGAUGGUUCAGAAAGGUGUGGUAUGGGCUGGCAUCUUUACUCAGCUUCUCCUCCUUCGUCCUGAUCAUCAUUGCCCUGGCGGCGCCCCACUGGCUGAGUGGGAAAAUCCUCUGUCAGACUGGAGUGGACCUGGUCAAUGCCACGGAUCCAGAGCUGGUCAAAUUCAUUGGGGACAUUUACUACGGACUCUUCCGAGGGUGUAAGGUGCGCCAGUGUGGGCUCGGGGGCCGCCAGUCCCAAUUCACAAUCUUCCCACACCUGGUGCAGGAGCUCAACACGGGCCUCCACGUGAUAACUCUGCUUCUCCUCUUCUUGGCCUCGGCCCUGGCUCUGGUCAGCAUGGGCUUUGCCAUCCUCAACAUGGUCCAGGUUCCAUACAGGGCAGUCAACGGCCCCGGGGGCAUCUGCCUGUGGAAUGUCCUUGCAGGCGGAGUCGCGGCCUUGGCCAUCAGCAGCUUCAUGGCUGCAGUGAAAUUUCACGACCUGACCGGACGGAUCGCCAACUUUCGGGAGAAGCUCUUUCGGUUCGUGGUGCUGGAAGAACAGUACGAAGAGUCGUUUUGGAUCUGUGUGGCCAGCGCCUCCGCCCAUGCUGCGAACUUGGUUGUGGUGGCGAUCAGUCAAAUUCCUCUCCCGGAGAUCAAGACCAAAAUAGAAGAGGCCACGGUCACGGCUGAGGAUAUCUUGUAUUAA